CCGAGUCCUUCUGGGGCUGUGGGAGAGAUGAGGAGGCUGAGGCUGGGGUAGCCGUUGUGCGAAGAUGGAGUUUCCCGGAGGAAAUGACAAUUACCUGACGAUCACGGGACCCUCUCACCCCUUCCUGUCAGGGGCCGAGACAUUCCAUACACCAAGUUUGGGAGAUGAGGAAUUUGAAAUCCCGCCUAUCUCCUUGGAUUCUGAUCCCUCACUGGCAGUCUCAGAUGUGGUUGGCCACUUUGAUGACCUUGCAGACCCUUCCUCCUCUCAGGAUGGCAGCUUUUCAGCCCAAUAUGGGGUCCAGACAUUGGAUAUGCCUGUGGGCAUGACCCAUGGCUUGAUGGAACAGGGCGGGGGACUCCUGAGUGGUGGCUUGACCAUGGACUUGGAGCAUUCUAUAGGAACUCAGUAUAGUGCCAACCCACCUGUUACAAUUGAUGUACAAGACAUGGCAUCUAGCUUGAUACCACAUAGCACGUUGACCACCAUUGACCAAUCAGAACUGAGUUCUCAACUUGGUUUGAGCUUAGGUGGUGGCACCAUCUUGCCACCUGCACAGUCACCUGAGGAUCGUCUGUCGACCACCCCUUCACCUACAAGCUCACUUCAUGAAGAUGGUGUUGAGGAUUUCCGGAGGCAAGUUCCGAGCCAGAAGACAGUUGUGGUGGAAGUAGGGAAAAAGCAAAAAGCUCCAAAGAAGAGAAAAAAGAAAGAUCCUAAUGAACCACAGAAACCAGUUUCAGCAUAUGCUUUGUUCUUUCGUGAUACUCAGGCUGCCAUCAAAGGACAGAAUCCCAAUGCCACUUUUGGGGAGGUUUCAAAAAUUGUGGCCUCCAUGUGGGACAGUCUUAGAGAAGAACAAAAACAGGUGUAUAAGAGGAAAACUGAAGCUGCCAAGAAAGAAUAUCUAAAGGCUCUGGCUGCUUAUAAAGACAAUCAAGAGUGUCAGGCCACUGUUGAAACAGUGGAAUUAGAUCCAGUGGCGCCAUCACAGACACCUUCUCCACCUCCUGUGGCUACUGUGGACCCAGCAUCUCCAGCACCAGCCACAACAGAGCCCCCUGCCCUGUCUCCUUCCAUUGUUGUCAACUCUACACUUUCAUCCUACGUGGCAAACCAGGCAUCUGCUGGGCCUGGGGGUCAGCCCAAUAUCACCAAGUUGAUUAUUACCAAGCAGAUAUUGCCCUCUUCUAUUACUAUGUCACAAGGAGGGAUGGUUACUGUUAUCCCAGCCACAGUGGUGACCUCCCGGGGGCUCCAGCUGGGCCAAACCAGUACAGCCACCAUCCAGCCCAGUCAGCAAGCCCAGAUUGUCACACGGUCUGUAUUGCAGGCAGCAGCAGCUGCUGCUGCUUCUAUGCAGCUGCCACCACCCCGACUACAACCCCCUCCAUUGCAACAGAUGCCUCAGCCCCCCACUCAGCAGCAAGUGACCAUUCUACAGCAGCCUCCCCCUCUUCAGGCCAUGCAGCAGCCUCCACCUCAGAAAGUUCGAAUCAAUUUACAGCAACAGCCACCACCUCUGCAGAGUAAGAUUGUGCCUCCACCCAAUCUGAAAAUGCAGGCUACCUUAGUCCCACCAGCUGUGGAAAGUAGUCCUGAGCGGCCUAUGAAUAACAGUCCUGGGGCCCAUACAGUGGAGGAAACCUCUCCUGAGACAAUCUGUGAGAUGAUCACAGAUGUAGUUCCAGAGGUUGAGUCACCUUCUCAAAUGGAUGUGGAAUUGGUGAGUGGGUCUCCUGUGACAGUCUCACCUCAGCCUCGGUGUGUGCGAUCUGGUUGUGAGAACCCUCCCGUUGUGAGUAAGGACUGGGACAAUGAGUACUGCAGCAACGAGUGUGUGGUGAAGCACUGCAGGGAUGUCUUCUUGGCCUGGGUAGCCUCUAGAAAUUCAAACACAGUGGUGUUUGUGAAAUAGUCCUUCCUGUUCUCCGAGCCAGUGAAGACUUAACUGCUGGGAACACGUCCAAGAGCCUUUUAACAAGAUGGGCUUUGGUAGUGCCUGAUCUCAAACCAUGAUGGUCCUUUAUGCUUCUCCCCCCUUUUCUUUCAGUAGGGGUCACGUUAGGGAGCAGGGCCAUUGAGUUUGCUGUAAUCUGGAUUUGCUUUUUCCUUUUUAAGUACAAGCAGAGAUACCAGUAAUUAAAAUAGCAGAGGAAAGGGUAAAGGGAAAAUAAACAGAAUCUAGGGAUAGGAUGGAUGGCAGGGUGAUUGAUGGUGGUGGGGUUUUUUGAGAAAAUUUACUGCUAUAAUUGUCACAGGACUUUCUUGAAAAAUUGUUAAAAUGAUCGGAGAGUAUUCAGCUUUGAGUCCAGGAGAAAAUACCAGUGUGUACAUCAGUUUUAAAGGGGACAAAGACUGCAUUAAAGGUUACUUGGUGAGCAGGGAACUCCUACUGUUACAACUUAAGUGCUGCUCGGGGAACAGAGGUUUUUAACUCAAUUGUCACAGUGGAUCAUAGGGAAAAUAUCACCUAGGAAUUUCUCUUUACAUAUUGUUUCUGUAGUCGGUAUUCCUCUAUCUGUAUUAUCAUAGCUGUAAAAGGCUGUCUACAUACUUAAAUUAAUAUAAGAAGUUUUGCCAUAGUCUAAAGAAGUGUGUUCACUUGUAUUUGAUAAAGUAUCUUUUAAAAAAUAGGCCAGAAGUGUUUUCACUUAGCCGUCAUGCAGACCACUCUCUCCAUGCUUAUACCAGUGUGCUCACUUCACUUUUUUUUUUUGGAAAAGAAAUAAGCUAAAGAAUAGACUAGCGGAGCCACAUAGUUGCAAUAAGCAAAUAUGUAGAGGGUGAUAGUCCACAGUGAUACCAAAGUGAAAUUCAAUCAAACCUUACACCUUAAGAAUGCGACCCCAGAGAACUUCCUAACACCAUGCUCACAUAGUACUGACUGCUAGUCACUUUGAUCCUACAGUGUAUAAGCAACAUUUUAAUGCUUUCCAUGC
Condylura cristata (star-nosed mole) is the source of this 2942-nucleotide messenger RNA. It is a transcript of the gene TOX4, whose product is annotated as TOX high mobility group box family member 4. Gene Ontology annotation, biological process: regulation of transcription by RNA polymerase II. Gene Ontology annotation, cellular component: nucleus. Gene Ontology annotation, molecular function: chromatin DNA binding. The transcript is spliced from 9 exons. The coding region runs from base 65 to 1918 and encodes 617 amino acids. NCBI's taxonomy places the organism in Eukaryota, Metazoa, Chordata, Mammalia, Eulipotyphla, Talpidae. The record is from RefSeq and is a predicted model, not a curated record.